CUGGCUGAGGGAGCCGUGCGGAGGGGGGUGGGUGGCUGAGUGAAUUGGACCGUCUCUCUUCCCGUCCGCCUCGGGACUGGGCGGGGGAGCCUCCCGUCGGCCCCCACCCUCCACUUUCCCCUGAGGCGUCUCCUCAGCCCCUUCCCUUGUGGGGUCUUUCCACCCCUUGGGCUGUCCUGAGGCGGGGGGGGGAAGGAAGGAGGGACAGACAUGUCGCCCCCUCAGAGGGGGGCAGUUGUGGCCGAGGCAUGAGGACCCCGAAGAAGGAAGGAGGCAGGAGAGCCAAGAGGGAGGGAGGGAGAGCCUUCUCUCCCCUCCCCACCAGAGUGGGGACUUAGGGGGGUGGUCUCCCUCCUCCACACCCCCAGAAGCCACCGGUCUUCUCCUUUCUCAGAAGGUUGGCUGCGUCCCAUUGCGGGCAUGUUGAGACAUGCGGAAGAUCAGUGGAGUGGAUGUAUGACACCCGGGGGAUUGCUCUAACAGCUGGGGGCACACCAAUAUGGGCCAGUGUGUCACCAAGUGCAAGAAUCCCUCUUCCACCCUCGGCAGCAAAAAUGGCGACCGGGAGUCGAGCAGCAAGGCUCACGGCAAGCGGGGCACGAUCCACAAAGAAGAGCACAGCACCGUCUGCAGCAAGUCCUCCGGGGACAUCCUCGUCAACGGGACGAAGAAGAUGGAGGCCGCUGUAGAUUCUAGCCAGCCACCGGCUUCCUGCGGGGACACAAAGAAGGAGCCGGCGUCCGGCACCGAGGAAUCGUCCCUCCAUAGGACUGAGGAGUUAUUUAGGAGGUACAAGGAUGAGCGGGAAGAUGCCAUCUUGGAGGAAGGCAUGGAACGUUUUUGCAACGACCUCUGCGUCGACCCCACUGAGUUCAAAGUGCUCGUCCUCGCGUGGAAGUUCCAGGCGGCCACCAUGUGCAAAUUCACCAGGGCCGAGUUCUUCGACGGCUGCAAGGCGAUCCACGCGGACAGCAUCGAAGGGAUUUGUGCUCGAUUCCCCAGCCUCUUGAACGAAGCCAAGCAAGAGGAGAAGUUCAAAGAUCUCUACCGUUUCACUUUCCAGUUCGGCCUGGACUCCGAAGAGGGACAGAGGUCGCUCCACCGAGAAAUAGCCAUCGCCCUUUGGAAGUUAGUUUUCACGCAGAACAAGCCCCCUAUCUUGGACCAGUGGUUACACUUCCUAAACGAGAACCCCUCAGGAAUCAAGGGAAUUUCCCGGGACACGUGGAACAUGUUCCUCAACUUUACUCAGGUCAUCGGGCCGGACCUUAGCAAUUACAGCGAGGACGAGGCUUGGCCCAGUCUGUUCGACACCUUUGUGGAAUGGGAAAUGGAGCAGCGGAAAAAGGAAGAGGAGGUCGCGUGCGUGGUGGCUUCACAGACAGACAACUUCAGCGCCGAGCACCCAACUUAGCAGCCUCUGCCGUGACUGCCGUCCCCCCGUGGAACCCUUUGUCAUUUGUAAGCUCUGGACUCCUCUGGAAUUUACAGACGCUCCAGAUUUUUCUACUUCAUACCUUUCUCUGCCUUGUUACCUGAAAGGGCUCUGAAAUACCAGAUCCAUAUUUUUAGGCACUUUCAUUUAAAAAAAAAUGUUUUGGGUUAUUCCUGUUAUUUUCCCUGGAAUGUUCAAUACCCUGUUAGCAAGUUAAACCAUUACUUUUUCUUUUCACUCUCUCUCUCUCUCACUCUCUUUUUUUUAAAGGAGGUUUCAACUUUUGGAAUAAUUAUGUCUUGACGUCGGUUGCACAACUUUAAAGAAAAAACCACAAUCCUUUUUUGGUGAGGUUUAAAUUAACGUUGCUAAAUUAUACAGUGCCAGGUUGCCGUUUUGCAUCGGUUCUUUUCUUCUUUUUGUCAGGGCAGGUUUAUACUGUGUGUGUUGCUGUUUACAUUGAUUUUUUUUUAAUUUUAAAGUUGUGUUUAAUUUUAAGAUGUAUACCUUGAUUCAUAACAGUGUUGACUGUUAAACUACGAACGCAUUAAUUCCCAGGUGAAUGAGACUGAAAGCCAAUGAAAGCAUCGUUUUCCUUUUGUGAAGCCCGGCUAGCCUCUUUUAAGUCAGCUCCCCCCACCCCCCUUUAAUGAGAUGACGGAGAAAAGAAAAAAAAUGCCAUACGACAGAGCUUUCGGUGUCAGUUUUGUAUCACCAGUCAUGGGACGAAAUGACCCAUGUGCUCCCUGAAGAGGGCGGCUUUCUUUUUCCUGUGUCCCAGACCUCCGCCCCCAUCCCCAUCCCAGUUAGCUAUAACUGGAGACUAUUUCGCAAGCUCCUCCCAUUCAACCGGACAUCUCAUCAUGCCCUGCAAGGAAGGGGGGUUGUUCGUAAACCCCUCUCCCCCCUGCAAUGACUUGGCAAUGGUUAGGCUGAUGGCAUCUGCGUUAAAAGCGUGCGGAGAGAUCUCUCUGCUCGGCCCUCCCUCCCGCAGCUAAAACACGUGGGGCUCCUUGGGGUCCCUGCCAGCUUCGCAAACCCACGACUGGCCAGCCCUUGCUUUCUGCAAGGGGCAAACAAGGAGCAGUGAAAUCCUUCCUGGCAGAGGCUGUCGGUUUCUCCUCGCUGGAGUGUCUUUCCUUUUUAGUUCAGGGACCACCUUUUUUCACGACGUGCGGAACCAUUUUUACUUAACUCGCCUUUGGCUUGUCCAGUUGUUUCCUGGGGUUUCGCCUAAUCUUGACAGCAGCGGCCACUUUCACCUCCCUGUACAGGUGACUAAAACUUCCCGCUUUUGUGCUUCAAUUUCUGUAUAAAAAAAAAUGUUACCUUCUUUGGCUUGAUGAGUAUAUUGUGUCAGAGUUAGGAUUGCCUCGAACUGUUUUCCUCCCCUCACUUCUGAAGCCUAAAUUGGCAAGUCGCAGUUAAAGUCGUCCCAUUUCUUCCUGCCCUGUCCCCGCCCACGAAGGAAUUUGCUCCAGAUAAGUCUGAUUGCAAAGCCCCCUGCAUUUCUAACACCCCAGACCUAAAUUCGACCACUUCAUCUUAUUUUACAGCAUGUCACUUCAGCAGUUUGAUGCUUCUGCUUUUCAGAUUGCUAUUGAAAGACCCAGAGCUUUUGGGUCAAGAACAGGUAACACGGUUAAUUUUACUUUUCUUUUUUAAAAAAACGGCCUUAAAUGGCAACCCAGCUGGCAUCUUGUUUUGGGCUGACUUAAACGAUGUUUCAAUAGGACUGAAAUUAUUAUUAUUGUUAUUUUAAACAACGACCCUGUCCUGGGAGCUGUUGACUUGCUUGAAAUUGUUGUGACCUUUAAAAAAAAGGGAGUUUUAUUAACACUGGCUGAAUUAACUGACUUCUUAAAAUGUCAGCAUUUUAAAAAAACUUUUGGUAAAAGGGAUAAUUGCUGAGGCUUUCUUUGGAAACGAGCCUGACCUCCACGCUACACACACACAUAUAUAUAUUUUUAAGUAUGAAAUUUUAUUUCUUGUCAUGAAGGCUCAAAGUAGGCUUAAACUAAAACAAAACCCAGUCUCUCGUCUUUUGAUGAGUUGAUGGCUUCAAUCGACUGCAUUCUGAAUCCGCUUACAAUCCCGUCUUGUUCGGCAGAGGGGACAAGGGGUUUCAGAUCGGCGAUGAUAGCCUUUUCCGUCUGCCAUGCUGACCGAGCAGGUAUGACCGCCCGCUCAUUUCCCCCACGGCGUAAUUCUGCCAACAGGCCGAGCUUUUGAACUCGGACCUUGCACUGCUGGGUAGCUCUUUUGCGCAGGGCAGCGGACAUAGCACAGCCCCGCCAUAUCGUUUUGGUCCCCUCCCAAUAUGCACAGGUAUGUUUUGGGGGGGACUCUGUGACUCCCCCCACCCUGACCCCCCCCGUUAAUUCCAUCUAUACAAUCCAAUCUCGUCUCCGUUUUCGGCCUCUGACAACGGCAGGGGUGGAUUUAAAAUUUACAAACCAAUAAAGAAAUACUUGAAAUUCACAUCCUUUCUCACUUGUCAGCAGCAGGGGUUUGGCACCGGUUGUGUUGGUUUCUGUUGCUGUUCAGUGUAUCGAGAAGCACUCCUGGUUUUAAAGCGCCACGGCGACUCCCGAGACCCUGCACUGGAGUCCCUCUAGGGAAUUCUUUCUUUCAUGUUAAGACUGCAUGUGCAUUCGAUCGAUGUCAUUUUUUUUUUGGCUAAUUACAAACGAAGUUUUGUGCCUAAAAUGGGAUGGGGUGGGUUUGUCUUGUGUUAACUGGGUCCCACGGGCCUUGAACCCUCUCGCUUGACCUUGCAAAAGUAUUUACCCACAUGCUUGAAGGUUCAGCCCCGAGGACUUGAGAAACAAGCCUUGGUUAUUAAACACAUACAUGAAUUUA
Sphaerodactylus townsendi is the source of this 4297-nucleotide messenger RNA. RefSeq names its product defective in cullin neddylation 1 domain containing 3 (gene DCUN1D3). Gene Ontology annotation, cellular component: ubiquitin ligase complex. Gene Ontology annotation, biological process: protein neddylation; positive regulation of ubiquitin-protein transferase activity. Lineage: Eukaryota; Metazoa; Chordata; Lepidosauria; Squamata; Sphaerodactylidae. The transcript is spliced from 3 exons. The record is from RefSeq and is a predicted model, not a curated record. Gene Ontology annotation, molecular function: ubiquitin-like protein binding; cullin family protein binding; ubiquitin conjugating enzyme binding. Bases 500 to 1414 code for a protein of 304 amino acids.